This is a messenger RNA of Ilex paraguariensis (yerba mate), 381 nucleotides long. The record is from the annotation of a GenBank genome assembly. Lineage: Eukaryota; Viridiplantae; Streptophyta; Magnoliopsida; Aquifoliales; Aquifoliaceae.
AUGCGGACUUAUUCCCUCUCUCUCUUCGCCUGCAUCCUCUGCUCCGUCUUCUACCAGUACAUGGAAGAUCGCCGACUCCGUCUCAGGCUUCUCUCCUCUCUCAACGCCAAGAACCUCUCCACAACCCCACAAGCUGCGACGAUCGACACCCCUCUCCUCUACCCUAAGCUCGUCGCCGUCGCCGGAUGGUCCAAAUUUGCCGGCGCCGUAUUAUUUGGGAUCAACUCGGCGAUCGGGUACCUCUUGAUGCUUUCGAUCAUGUCAUUUAACGCCGGAGUCUUCAUAGCUGUCGUCGCCGGGCUCGCCGUCGGGUAUUUGUUGUUCAGGAGCAGCGAUGACCAAGAUCUGGUCGUCGUUGACAAUCCUUGCGCUUGUGCUUAA